Candidozyma auris is the source of this 741-nucleotide messenger RNA. RefSeq names its product N-terminal protein methyltransferase. Gene Ontology annotation, molecular function: N-terminal protein N-methyltransferase activity. The record is from RefSeq and is a predicted model, not a curated record. Gene Ontology annotation, cellular component: cytoplasm. Gene Ontology annotation, biological process: N-terminal protein amino acid methylation. NCBI's taxonomy places the organism in Eukaryota, Fungi, Ascomycota, Pichiomycetes, Serinales, Metschnikowiaceae. The coding region runs from base 1 to 741 and encodes 246 amino acids. The transcript has a single exon.
AUGCCUGCGAAAACACAUCCACAAUUGAACCACGAGUUGAUCCAGGACGAGGAUCCCAACGCCAUGAUCAACUAUAACGACGCCAUCGACUACUGGCUGUCGGUGCCUGCGUCUGUUGAUGGUGUCUUGGGUGGUUUUGGUGAACACACCCCUGUGCCCAAGGCUGAUAUUAUCGGCUCGGCCACUUUUUUGCGGAAAUUGCAAACGAGAAUGGAGUGUCCUGCUGGGUCGGAGAAGUUGACCAUCGACAUGGGUGCAGGCAUUGGCCGAAUCACAAGAGACUUUCUCUGGAAAGUGAGCGACAGGUGUGACUUGUUGGAGCCUGUGAAACCGUUUGUGGAGCAGAUGAAAAAAGAGCUUGUGGGUGUAGCGCAGAAGGGCAAGUUGGGCGACAUCUACGACAUUGGUAUGCAAGAAUGGGAAGCGUCAUCGGAGAAAAGGGGCAAGUACUGGCUUGUGUGGUGCCAGUGGUGUGUAGGGCAGUUGCCUGAUGAGGAGUUGGUGAAGUUUUGGAUUAGAUGCAAGGAAGCGCUCAUGGAAAACGGCACUAUCAUCGUGAAGGAGAAUAUUGCUCCCGUAGACGACAUUUUCGAUGCUACAGACUCGAGUGUCACGAGAUCGGACGCCAAGUUCAGACACUUGUUUCAGUUGGCAGGACUCAAGUUGAUCGCCAGCGAUGUGCAAAGGGGCCUACCGCGCGAGUUGUACCCGGUCCGCAUGUACUGUCUCAAGGCCAUGUAA